AUGUAUACAUUAUAUACUUCACGUAUCUGUAAAAAUGGACCAUGCUGGGUGACAUGGCAGUUUCCAAUUGAGCAUGUUUGUAGCAUAUUAUUACCACUUGCAAGAUCACGGUUAUAUCCGUAUAAAAAUAUUAUUAAUAACAUUUACAUGAUUGAACUUUUUAAUCAUUUAAAAUUUUACAAGCAAAUUAAUCAAAAAAUAUCUUUACCUGUGCAAGAAGCAAUAAAUUCAAAUCAAAUAAAUUUCUUAGCAGAAGGAUAUGAAGAACAAUUUUUUGGCCCUACGGCACAGUAUAUGCUUAGUAAAGCAGAACUUAAAAAAUUAAAAAAUCAUUACAUAACAAACUUUAAUGUAACAUCAAAUCAGUUACGGGUCUAUAUGGAAAUAGACAAAUAUUCAAAUAAUCGAAAGCAUGCACCAGUUUUCGAAAUGAAAUCAUUUUAUGGUAAUAUAAAAUAUUAUCUUAAAUAUAAACUUAAUAAUGAAGAUCAUAUGCUGGCCUGUAUAAAUUGGGCAAUACCGGUUAUAGAAGACUCGGCAGGGCUAAAAUACUUCCGUCAAUUUUUUGGUUAUGAUUUUAUAGAUGUAAAAACAAUUGAUCGUUGUGUUGGGUUCAUUAAA
Messenger RNA from Racocetra persica, 621 nucleotides. The record is from the annotation of a GenBank genome assembly. Lineage: Eukaryota; Fungi; Glomeromycota; Glomeromycetes; Diversisporales; Gigasporaceae.